Rhincodon typus (whale shark) is the source of this 2091-nucleotide messenger RNA. It is a transcript of the gene ubap2a, whose product is annotated as ubiquitin associated protein 2a. The coding region runs from base 106 to 2091 and encodes 661 amino acids. Lineage: Eukaryota; Metazoa; Chordata; Chondrichthyes; Orectolobiformes; Rhincodontidae. Gene Ontology annotation, cellular component: nucleus; cytoplasm. The record is from RefSeq and is a predicted model, not a curated record. Gene Ontology annotation, molecular function: protein binding. The transcript has 20 exons.
UUGUUAAGAUGGCGGCGGGGAUUUGAGGCAGUCACGUGGGCCGCGCGGCUUUGUGAGCACAUUAGCAGAUUUUCUAUUUUGUACAUUGUUUUGUAUAUACUGUAUAUGAUGUCUUCAGUGGGCAAUGACCGAUCUCGUGGCACUCGGGACAAGAUACAGGCUCAGACGUGUGCACAGAUACAGAAACCAGUACAGGCUACAGCAGAACAAAUUCGACUUGCCCAAAUGAUCUGUGAUAAGACUGAUGUAGAUUUCGAAGAGAAAGUGAAGCAGUUGAUGGAAGUCACUGGAAAGAACCCAGAUGAAAGCAUAGUUGCACUUCAUGACUGCAAUGGUGAUGUGAACAAAGCAAUCAACGUACUGCUAGAAGGAAAUUCGGAUACGACUUCAUGGGAGACUGUAGGCAAAAAGAAGAAUCUUGGAACUGGAAAAGAUGGCCUCCUAGAAAAUAAAGAAAACAGAGAGAAGCGUGGAGAUAAAACAACUCGGGGUCGUGCAGUCUCUUCUAGACGAGGGAGAGGAAGUCGAGGCAGGGAUUACAGAGUUGAGGAAAAUGGAGUGGAUGUUAGUCCAGGUGAUAAACAUGCAGAACGGGGCAGGCGCGGCCGUGGCAGAGGAUUUAGUGGACGUAACAGAGGUAGGGGAGCAGGAAGAUUUUCAGCACAAGGCAUGGGAACCUUCAACCCCGUAGACUAUGCAGAUUCUGCAACAAAUAAUGGUUUUGGGACAACAUCUGAAAUUUGGGAGUCAACUCAAAAUAAUGGAACAGGUGCUUGGCAGAAUUCCAUGGAGGACUGGGUUACUGAAGACUGGAAUGAAGAUAUUCCUGCAUCUGCUGUUGAAAUGCCAGGGUCAAUUAAUGUCUCUGAAUUGAAUGUUCAGUUUGGAGCCUUAGAGUUUGGAUCAGAACCAUCUCUGUCUGAAUUUGGAACAGGAAGCAAGGAGACCAUCAACCAGGCACAAAGUCACUUGUUCUCAAAUUCUGUAAGUGAUUCGAUGUCACAGUUUUUGUCAAUAUCAAGUGCAGUUCAAGAAUCAACAGAUCCAUCUUCCAUCAGCUCUUGCAGCUCAACAACUGCUCAGAUUACUCCAGUGACUUCAACAGUUGAUCAGAGUUCAGCGCAUGGAAUAUCUUACCAGAACUCCCUUAGUUCAUCAUCUCAAAAGGAAGCUUCCUCACAGAAUGGCCUUGGGACACAACAGACACUUGAAGCUACAAUUUGUCCCACUGUGAAAUCUGCUGAAUCGCAAUCUUUGUCAAGUGUGAAUCCACUACCUACUGGAGUGUCUACUGCUUCUCUUCUGCCUACGGUAUCACAACAUUCAGCUAGUUUGUCAAGUCUGAACCCGGCCAUCGAAUUGUCCAGCAGUUCUCUUUCACAACUUAGCACUUCCUUGCCAAACCACCAAAGCAGCAGCCUUACUCCUGCCUCUUCUCUGUCUACAAGCUCACCCAAUGCACACGCAAACAUUGACAGCAGUUUGCAGACUUCUGAAACUUUCUCCACUGCUUUGACAUUUACUACAGUCACCACCUCAUCAGUCAGUGCCUCCAGCAACCUAAACACUACAAACAGCCUUGGACUGAGUGCAGCGAGUGUAUCCAUGCCAACUGCUACCACACGAGCAGUUCCCUCUGUUUCUUCAGGGAAGGCUCCGCCAAAUCUUCCUCCAGGUGUGCCUCCUAUUUUACACAAUCAGUACAUUGUUGGACCAGGGGGACUGCUGCCUGCAUACCCAAUCUAUGGGUAUGAUGACCUUCAGGUACUUCAAUCCAGGCUACCUCUGGAUUACUAUGGAAUGGCAUUUCCUGCUCCAGCUGCAGCACUUGCCAGCAGAGAUGGAAGCCUUGCAAGCAACCCUUAUUCAGGCGAUUUAGCAAAGUUUGGCAGAGGUGACUCAGCUUCACCUGCACCAGCAACCACACUCUCCCAACCUCAACAAAAUCAGGCUCAUCAUACCACUCAGCAAGCCUUCUUAAACCCAGCUUUGCCACCAGGAUACAGUUACACAGGAUUGCCAUAUUAUGCUGGUAUGCCUGGCGUUCCAAGCACAUUCCAGUAUGGACCUGCCAUGUUUCACAAGAGGUAA